This is a messenger RNA of Amaranthus tricolor (Joseph's coat), 3541 nucleotides long. RefSeq lists its product as uncharacterized. Gene Ontology annotation, cellular component: plasma membrane; intracellular membrane-bounded organelle; cytoplasm. Gene Ontology annotation, molecular function: calcium ion binding; protein binding. Gene Ontology annotation, biological process: endosomal transport; endocytosis. Bases 210 to 3380 code for a protein of 1056 amino acids. Lineage: Eukaryota; Viridiplantae; Streptophyta; Magnoliopsida; Caryophyllales; Amaranthaceae. The record is from RefSeq and is a predicted model, not a curated record. The transcript is spliced from 13 exons.
CUUGUAAUUUUCUUUACUCCACCAUCCUGGCUGUAAAGAAUAUUUUAUUUCUUCUCUCUCAUUCUUCUUUUCGUUGGAUCCUUUCUCGUUUUCUCAUCGAUCUCAUCUUCUCCCCCCCUGCACUAUAAAAUGCAGUAAAUCGAUUUUAAAUCCUUAUAUUUACAUAAAAGUAUUAAUCAAAUAAUUUUUUCGGUUUGGAAGCAUUUUCAAUGGCGGGUCAGAAUCAAGGAGGAAACUUGGAUCAGUUUGAGGCAUAUUUCAAAAGGGCAGAUUUGGAUCAAGAUGGUCGUAUUAGUGGUGCUGAAGCUGUUGCUUUCUUCCAGGGAUCUGGUUUAACUAAACAAGUUCUUGCUCAGAUAUGGACGUAUGCUGAUCAGAAGCAUGCUGGUUUUCUUGGCCGGCAAGAGUUUUUUAAUGCUCUCAAGCUGGUUACUGUGGCACAGACUAAACGAGAACUGACACCCGAGAUUGUCAAGUCAGCACUCUAUGGACCAGCUUCAUCCAGAAUCCCUCCUCCACAAAUAAAUCUUCAACCCUCUGCUACAGUUCAGACACCUUCCAUAUCUGGUCGUCCUGCAAUGCAGAUGGGUGGUAUGAUCCCUACAGUGUCACAAAAUCUUGGUUAUAGAGGACCUUCACCUCCUAACCAGAACAUACAGCAGCAAUAUUUCUCUUCUCCAGGGAACCAAUCAAUGAGGCCCUCCCAAGGUCUGCCUACUAAUUCAGCUUCACUUCCUGGUCAAAGUGGUCUGGGUAUUUCAAUUUCGGGUGCUUCACCUACUGGUCUUCCAAACUCUGGCAUGUCAGUUUCUAGUCGUCCAAGCUUAGGCAUGUCAACACCUGGUCUUCCAGGUUCAGGCUUAUUUAGCACUGGCCUUACUAGCUCAGGCAUGGCAGGACCCAAUGUUCUAAGUUCUGGGAUGUCUCCCUCUGUUUCAAGUUUAGGAAUGUUGUCUCCUGCUCUUCCGAACACUGGCACGUCCACCAAUUGGAUGGGUGGAAAUAUUGGUGGAGCUCCAUAUGGGCUGGAAUCUCAAGUUUCCAACAAGGGGACUGCUCCUUCUACUUCUCAAAAUACGCUGAAUAACAGCUUUAAAGCAACUACUCCUUCUACUGAUGGUUUUUCUUCCAAUACAGUUGCUGGAGGUGAUCCGUUUGCUGCUUUUUCAAUGACAAAACCAGGUGCUUCUCCAACAACAUCUCUACCUCCCGCCUCAGCUAUUGUUCCUGUAUCUGCUUCACCUCCAGCAUCCUCUGUUCCUUCUUCGACAGUUGUUUCUGUAUCAUCUGCAACUCAACCUCCAUUAAGAUCGGGUUCUCUUGAUUCGUUGCAGAAUGCUUUUGUGAAGCCAGCUUUGGGUAGUCAGCCACUGCAGGCACAUACUAUCGCUAAUUCAUCACAAUCUGUACAUCAAGCCACUUCCUCUGGUGUUCCACCUCGAGUUUCAGCUGGACCUGAUAAUUCUGUUGGUAAAUCUCAGACACCAUGGCCAAAGAUGACAACUCCUGGUAUACAAAAAUAUACCAAAGUAUUUAUAGAGGUGGACACUGAUAGAGAUGGAAAAAUCACGGGUGAGCAAGCACGCAAUUUGUUUCUAAGCUGGAGACUUCCACGAGAGGUGUUAAAACAGGUGUGGGACUUAGCUGACCAGGAUAACGACAGCAUGCUUUCGUUGCGAGAGUUCUGCAUAGCUCUGUUCUUGAUGGAGCGUUAUAGAGAAGGGCAUGCCCUCCCACCUUCACUUCCUAAUAGUUUAAUGGUUGAUGAAACUCUCAUGCGGAUGACAGGCCUUCCAAAUUCAUCGCAUGGAAAUAAUGCAGCAUGGGGAGCACCUUCUGGGACUGGUUACAGGCCUGUUCAGGGUAUCCCGGGUGCACAACCAUUGGGGCCUGCUGCUGGUUUAAGGCCAGCAUUGCAGCCAGCUUCUCAGCCUAGUGCAACAAAAAAACUCCAGCAGCCAAAGUCUAGAACAUCUGUAUUAGAUAACUCCCAAGACUACCAACUCGGUGGCAACGAACAUAAUUUGUCACAAUCGAGUGUUCCAGAGAUGAAUGAUGCAGAAAACAAGGUUGAAAAGGUAGAGAAGGUAAUUCUAGAUUCGAGGGAAAAGCUGGAGUACUACCGUACAAAAAUGCAAGAACUUGUUCUAUACAAAAGUCGAUGUGACAAUCGACUGAAUGAGAUCAUUGAGAGGGCAUCUGCAGACAAGCGUGAGGCGGAUUUACUGGGAAAGAAAUACGAGGAAAAGUAUAAGCAAGUUGCAGAACUAGCCUCAAAAUUAACUAUCGAAGAGGCUAAAUUCCGAGAAUAUCAGGAGCGAAAAACAGAGUUACAGCAAGCAAUUAUUAACAUGGAACAAGGGGGAAGUGUCGACGGCAUCCUUCAGGUUCGUGCGGAUAGAAUACAAUCAGAUUUUGAGGAGCUCUUGAAGGCAUUGUCUGAACGCUGCAAGAGACAUGGAAUAGAAGUUAAGUCAGCAGCAUUGAUUGAACUUCCUAAAGGCUGGCAACCUGGGAUUCAAGAAGGAGCUUCUGUCUGGGAUGAAGAGUGGGACAAGUUUGAUGAUGAAGGACUCCUAUUCGACAAGGAUGUCAGUAUGGAUGGAGAACAUGCCAAAGCUUCACCAAGAUCCACAUUGUUCGAGAAUGGAGCAUACACUCCUGAUGAUGUAUUUGGUCCUGACUCCCCAUCAAAUGUGGAUGCCAAGUCAGAGAAGCUGUCUAGUAGAGGUGAGCGUGCUCUUGAUAGUGAAUUUGGAUACACUCAUAGUGAAGAUGAUUCAGCUAGAAGCCCGCAUGGAAGCCCAGUUCAUCGAGCCACAUUAGAAAGCCCAUCACAGGAUUUUUCAGAUAUCUUUGCGAAGAGCGAGGCAGAUUCCGAUUUCAAUCAAAGCUUUGAUGACCAGGGUUGGGGCAAUUUUGAUGGUACUGAUGAUGCAAACUCAGUUUGGGGAUUUGAUUCCAAGGAUCAUGGUGAUCGUCUGUUUGAAUCUGGUGGGUUUGGCCUAAGCCCCCGGACGCAUUCCCCACAAGGUGACAAAACUUACAAUAAAAGAAGCCCAUUCAAUUUUGCUGAGUCGGUACCAGGAACACCAUCCUUCUCAAACUCGAGGAACUCUCCAAGAUACAGCGAGGCUGGGGACAAUUUCUUUGAUAAUUACUCGAGAUUUGAUUCUUUCAGCAUGAAUGCAAGCAGCCAAUUUUCUCCACCACGUGAAAAUUUUACAAGGUUUGACUCCAUAAGCAGCAGAAGUGGUUUGGGUGAACAUAGUCGAGGUUUCAAUUCAUUUGAUGAGGCAGAUCCAUUUGGAUCCUCUGGGCCAUUUAAGGUCUCUUCUGAAAAUCCCAAGAAAAGUACAGAUAACUGGAGUUCGUUUUAGCUCAUCACUUCUGAGCCUAUGAUCAAGCCUUCUACUUUGCGACUCUUUUAAGUAAUAUGCAGUAUAUUGUGACCAAUAUUGUGUGUUUUUAUAGCAAAUCAUAUUAUUAUUAUUAUUCUUAUUAUUAUUAUUAUUAUUAUUAUUAUUAUUAUUAUUAUUUA